This is a messenger RNA of Sitodiplosis mosellana (orange wheat blossom midge), 1071 nucleotides long. RefSeq names its product innexin inx2-like. Gene Ontology annotation, biological process: phototransduction. The coding region runs from base 1 to 1071 and encodes 356 amino acids. The record is from RefSeq and is a predicted model, not a curated record. NCBI's taxonomy places the organism in Eukaryota, Metazoa, Arthropoda, Insecta, Diptera, Cecidomyiidae. The transcript has a single exon. Gene Ontology annotation, molecular function: gap junction channel activity. Gene Ontology annotation, cellular component: gap junction; plasma membrane.
AUGUUGGAAAUAUACAAGUCAGUUAAGGAGCUUCUGAAACUCGAUCGCGUCUGCAUUGACAAUACUAUUUUUCGUCUGCAUUACAAAGCAACUGUAAUUAUUUUGAUUACAUGCUCAUUGUUUGCGACAUCAAAUCAGUAUAUUGGCAACCCAAUUGAUUGUAUCACUGAAAAUGUUCCAUCUCACGCAAUGAAUUCCUACUGUUGGAUUUACGGUACAUAUACAGUGCCGGAACGUUUGAAUGGCGUAAUUGGUCGCGACAUCAUUCAACCAGGCGUUGGUAGCCGUGAUGGUGCUAGUGAAAUAAAAUUCCACAAAUAUUAUCAAUGGGUUUGCUUUGUUCUUUUCUUUCAAGCCAUACUCUUCUACAUGCCAAGAUUCUUAUGGAAGAGUUGGGAAGAAAACCGCAUUAAAAUGCUCGUGCAUAACUUAAAUUCACUGGUCGUACCCGAAGAUAACAAAGAAGAAAGAAAGAAAAUCAUCAUCAACUACUUCAAAUUGAAUAUGGGCCAUCAUAAUGGCUAUAUGGCCAAAUUUUUCUUUUGUGAAGUACUGAAUUUCAUCAACAUUAUCAGCCAGCUCUACUUUAUGGACUACUUUUUGGAUGGUGAAUUUUCUACUUAUGGAUUUGAGGUGCUGAAAUUCACAAGCCUAGAACCAGAAAUACGCGUCGAUCCAAUGGCGCGUGUAUUUCCAAAAGUUGCCAAAUGUACAUUUAGUUCAUAUGGACCAUCGGGGAGCUUGCAAAAUUUCGAUAGCCUAUACAUUUUGCCACUGAACAUUAUCAACGAAAAGAUCUAUGUAUUCCUGUGGUAUUGGUUCAUCAUACUAACGAUUUUAACCACUAUUUCAUUAGUGCUCGAAGCAUUCAUUUUGUCAUGUUCAUUGGUCCGAAAGAUGAUGCUCAAGUCUCGUUUACGAUGUACGCGCUUACACAAUGUUGUGAAAUUACUGGCCGAAUGCAAAGUAGGUGACUGGUUCAUUCUUUAUUUAUUAAGCCUAAAUAUUGAUGCAGUAGUUUUCGAAGAAAUCAUAGCUGAUAUGUCAGCGAGCAUAGAGAGCGCGGUUUGA